GAUAACCGAUGAGUUAGCACCCGAUGCGCGAUGCCUGGCUUAGGAAUGAUACCACGAUGUUUUCCGCGAAACAUAACAAGUUUUACACCCAGCCUAAAGAAAGCAAAUGCAAUCCAAUUUGUGCAUUAGCACUGCACCAUUUCUAGAAGCAAUUCGUGUGUUGGAGGCAAUUCUGUUCGCACUGGACUAUCCCCAAGGAUCGCUGAUAAAUAUAAUGCGAUACAAAUGCUAAUCGGAUUGCAGCACCAGAAGAUGAACCUGCAAGAAGAAUGGUCUAGACUGUAGUGCGACAUUUGGAAAGUGUAAGGGUCAGACUUGUCACAAUUCUGGACUAAUCGAGUUAGAUCUAGACGUUCAGUUUCAUUAGAAGUAACUUCAAAGCGUCAUGACCAUGCUAUGGAGAAGGCAUCUUGGAAUAUCAACACCUGCUUGUAUGAAGAACACAAAUUUAUCUGACAUGUCAUUCUGGGAAAAAUUCUACAAAUCCAGGGGACCAAAUAACACCUUUGAAUGGUUUUUGGAUUUCCAAGAUGUCCAUAAUUCACUUGAUAAAUACAUCCAUAAAGACUCACAUAUCAACAUACUAGACCUCGGUUGUGGUACAUCAGAAUUUUGUAUCCAAUUGUUUUACUAUUUGAGAGGAAACUGUAAGGUUGCUGGUAUAGAUUUCUCAGAGGAAGCAAUUCAGGUAAUGCGAAACCUUCUUAGACAACAUGGACUUGAUGAUUCUGUUUUCUCCUUGCAUGUAGGCAAUGUCUUAGAUUUGCCAUUUUCUAGGGAGUGUUUUGACAUUAUCAUAGAUAAAGGGACUGCAGAUGCUGUUCUCAGGUCCCCUGCUGCUGAAACAGCUUUCUGUGCAGUGUUGGUUGAGGCUUGCAGAGUUUUAAAGUCAGAAGGUACCAUCUUGCAGUUUUCAGAUGAGCCCCCUGAAGUCAGAAUGGACCUACUAACAAAGGCUUCCCAAUUAUGUCAUCAACAAAAUAUGGGACAUAUGUCAUUUUAUUUCCAAGAAAUUGGAUGUCGAUCUGGAAUUGAACGCUUUAUGUAUGUUUUACAAAAGACAGGGCCAACUGGAACAUCCUGAUCAACAUCAAUAAAAGGAUUACAGAGAAGCUGAUAA
Nematostella vectensis (starlet sea anemone) is the source of this 1120-nucleotide messenger RNA. RefSeq names its product citrate synthase-lysine N-methyltransferase CSKMT, mitochondrial. The coding region runs from base 386 to 1084 and encodes 232 amino acids. The transcript is spliced from 3 exons. Lineage: Eukaryota; Metazoa; Cnidaria; Anthozoa; Actiniaria; Edwardsiidae. The record is from RefSeq and is a predicted model, not a curated record.